Molecule: messenger RNA, 30629 nt
Organism: Pelobates cultripes (western spadefoot toad)
Lineage: Eukaryota; Metazoa; Chordata; Amphibia; Anura; Pelobatidae
Source: the annotation of a GenBank genome assembly
AAGUGCGCGCAGUCAGGCUGGUACCGGUACACCGGGAUGUCAGUGAGAGCAGCCAGCCGGCUCUGCUGGGGGAUCUGGAACCGAGCACGGACCCCCGCCUGGCCCCCGAGAGCCCCCAGCACACCCUCUGAUAGAACCAUGAAUCACAGCAACUGCACGGGUAUACCGGGCACAGGGAGAAUAAUACCUGUAUAUAGACCAUGUCAGCCAUGGGGAGGGAGAAUAAUAUCUAUAUAGACCAUGUCAGCCAUGGGGAGGGAGAAUAAUAUCUAUAUAGACCAUCACAGCCAUGGGGAGGGAGAAUAAUAUCUAUAUAGACCAUCACAGCCAUGGGGAGGGAGAAUAAUAUCUAUAUAGACCAUCACAGCCAUGGGGAGGGAGAAUAAUAUCUAUAUAGACCAUGUCAGCCAUGGGGAGGGAGAAUAAUAUCUAUAUAGACCAUGUCAGCCAUGGGGAGGGAGAAUAAUAUCUAUAUAGACCAUGUCAGCCAUGGAGAGGGAGAAUAAUAUCUAUAUAGACCAUGUCAGCCAUGGGGAGGGAGAAUAAUAUCUAUAUAGACCAUGUCAGCCAUGGGGAGGGAGAAUAAUAUCUAUAUAGACCAUCACAGCCAUGGGGAGGGAGAAUAAUAUCUAUAUAGACCAUGUCAGCCAUGGAGAGGGAGAAUAAUAUCUAUAUAGACCAUGUCAGCCAUGGGGAGGGAGAAUAAUAUCUAUAUAGACCAUGUCAGCCAUGGGGAGGGAGAAUAAUAUCUAUAUAGACCAUGUCAGCCACGGGGAGGGAGAAUACUAUCUAUAUAGACCAUGUCAGCCAUGGGGAGGGAGAAUAAUAUCUAUAUAGACCAUCACAGCCAUGGGGAGGGAGAAUAAUAUCUAUAUAGACCAUGUCAGCCAUGGGGAGGGAGAAUUAUAUCUAUAUAGACCAUGUCAGCCAUGGGGAGGGAGAAUAAUAUCUAUAUAGACCAUGUCAGCCAUGGGGAGGGAGAAUAAUAUCUAUAUAGACCAUGUCAGCCAUGGGGAGGGAGAAUAAUAUCUAUAUAGACCAUGUCAGCCAUGGGGAGGGAGAAUAAUAUCUAUAUAGACCAUCACAGCCAUGGGGAGGGAGAAUAAUAUCUAUAUAGACCAUCACAGCCAUGGGGAGGGAGAAUAAUAUCUAUAUAGACCAUGUCAGCCAUGGGGAGGGAGAAUAAUAUUUAUAUAGACCAUGUCAGCCAUGGGGAGGGAGAAUAAUAUCUAUAUAGACCAUCACAGCCAUGGGGAGGGAGAAUAAUAUCUAUAUAGACCAUCACAGCCAUGAAGAGGGAGAAUAAUAUCUAUAUAGACCAUGUCAGCCAUGGGGAGGGAGAAUAAUAUCUAUAUAGACCAUCACAGCCAUGGGGAGGGAGAAUAAUAUCUAUAUAGACCAUCACAGCCAUGGAGAGGGAGAAUAAUAUCUAUAUAGACCAUCACAGCCAUGGGGAGGGAGAAUAAUAUCUAUAUAUACCAUCACAGCCACGGGGAGGGAGAAUAAUAUCUAUAUAGACCAUGUCAGCCAUGGGGAGGGAGAAUAAUACCUGUAUAUAGACCAUGUCAGCCAUGGGGAGGGAGAAUAAUAUCUAUAUAGACCAUCACAGCCAUGGGGAGGGAGAAUAAUAUCUAUAUAGACCAUGUCAGCCAUGGGGAGGGAGAAUAAUAUUUAUAUAGACCAUGUCAGCCAUGGGGAGGGAGAAUAAUAUCUAUAUAGACCAUCACAGCCAUGGGGAGGGAGAAUAAUAUCUAUAUAGACCAUCACAGCCAUGAAGAGGGAGAAUAAUAUCUAUAUAGACCAUGUCAGCCAUGGGGAGGGAGAAUAAUAUCUAUAUAGACCAUCACAGCCAUGGGGAGGGAGAAUAAUAUCUAUAUAGACCAUCACAGCCAUGGAGAGGGAGAAUAAUAUCUAUAUAGACCAUCACAGCCACGGAGAGGGAGAAUAAUAUCUAUAUAGACCAUGUCAGCCACGGGGAGGGAGAAUAAUAUCUAUAUAGACCAUGUCAGCCACGGGGAGGGAGAAUAAUAUCUAUAUAGACCAUGUCAGCCACGGGGAGGGAGAAUAAUAUCUAUAUAGACCAUCACAGCCAUGGAGAAGGAGAAUAAUAUCUAUAUAGACCAUCACAGCCACGGGGAGGGAGAAUAAUAUCUAUAUAGACCACUCAGCCAUGUGGAGAGGGAGAAUAAUAUCUAUAUAACCAUCAGCUGUUUCAUGGGGAGGGAGAAUAAGACUAUAUAUAGACCAUCACAGCCAUGGGGAGGGAGAAUAAUAUCUAUAUAGACCAUGCCUAGCCAUGGGAGGAGAAUACACUAUAUAGACCAUGUCAGCCAUGUAGAGGAGGAAUAAUAUCUGUAUGAAUCCAUCACAGCCAUGGGGAGGGAGAAUAAUAUCUAUAUAGACCAUCACAGCCAUGGGGAGAGAGAAUAAUAUCUAUAUAGACCAUCACAGCCAUGGGGAGAGAGAAUAAUAUCUAUAUAGACCAUCACAGCCAUGGGGAGGGAGAAUAAUAUCUAUAUAUACCAUCACAGCCAUGGAGAGGGAGAAUAAUAUCUAUAUAGACCAUGUCAGCCAUGGAGAGGGAGAAUAAUAUCUAUAUAGACCAUCACAGCCAUGGAGAGGGAGAAUAAUAUCUAUAUAGACCAUGUCAGCCAUGGAGAGGAAGAAUAAUAUCUAUAUAGACCAUGUCAGCCACGGGGAGGGAGAAUAAUAUCUAUAUAGACCAUCACAGCCAUGGAGAGGGAGAAUAAUAUCUAUAUAGACCAUGUCAGCCACGGGGAGGGAGAAUAAUAUCUAUAUAGACCAUCACAGCCAUGGGGAGGGAGAAUAAUAUCUAUAUAGACCAUGACAGCCAUGGAGAGGGAGAAUAAUAUCUAUAUAGACCAUCACAGCCAUGGAGAGGGAGAAUAAUAUCUAUAUAGACCAUCACAGCCAUGGGGAGGGAGAAUAAUAUCUAUAUAGACCAUCACAGCCAUGGGGAGGGAGAAUAAUAUCUAUAUAGACCAUCACAGCCAUGGGGAGGGAGAAUAAUAUCUAUAUAGACCAUGUCAGCCAUGGGGAGGGAGAAUAAUAUCUAUAUAGACCAUGUCAGCCAUGGGGAGGGAGAAUAAUAUCUAUAUAGACCAUCACAGCCAUGGGGAGGGAGAAUAAUAUCUAUAUAGACCAUCACAGCCAUGGGGAGGGAGAAUAAUAUCUAUAUAGACCAUCACAGCCAUGGGGAGGGAGAAUAAUAUCUAUAUAGACCAUGUCAGCCAUGGGGAGGGAGAAUAAUAUCUAUAUAGACCAUGUCAGCCAUGGGGAGGGAGAAUAAUAUCUAUAUAGACCAUCACAGCCAUGGGGAGGGAGAAUAAUAUCUAUAUAGACCAUCACAGCCAUGGGGAGGGAGAAUAAUAUCUAUAUAGACCAUGUCAGCCAUGGGGAGGGAGAAUAAUAUCUAUAUAGACCAUGUCAGCCAUGGGGAGGGAGAAUAAUAUCUAUAUAGACCAUGUCAGCCAUGGGGAGGGAGAAUAAUAUCUAUAUAGACCAUCACAGCCAUGGGGAGGGAGAAUAAUAUCUAUAUAGACCAUGUCAGCCAUGGGGAGGGAGAAUAAUAUCUAUAUAGACCAUGUCAGCCAUGGGGAGGGAGAAUAAUAUCUAUAUAGACCAUCACAGCCAUGGGGAGGGAGAAUAAUAUCUAUAUAGACCAUCACAGCCAUGGGGAGGGAGAAUAAUAUCUAUAUAGACCAUGUCAGCCAUGGGGAGGGAGAAUAAUAUCUAUAUAGACCAUCACAGCCAUGGGGAGGGAGAAUAAUAUCUAUAUAGACCAUCACAGCCAUGGGGAGGGAGAAUAAUAUCUAUAUAGACCAUGUCAGCCAUGGGGAGGGAGAAUAAUAUCUAUAUAGACCAUGUCAGCCAUGGGGAGGGAGAAUAAUAUCUAUAUAGACCAUCACAGCCAUGGGGAGGGAGAAUAAUAUCUAUAUAGACCAUCACAGCCAUGGGGAGGGAGAAUAAUAUCUAUAUAGACCAUGUCAGCCAUGGGGAGGGAGAAUAAUAUCUAUAUAGACCAUGACAGCCAUGGGGAGGGAGAAUAAUAUCUAUAUAGACCAUGUCAGCCAUGGGAGGGAGAAUAAUAUCUAUAUAGACCAUCACAGCCAUGGGGAGGGAGAAUAAUAUCUAUAUAGACCAUCACAGCCAUGGGGAGGGAGAAUAAUAUCUAUAUAGACCAUCACAGCCAUGGGGAGGGAGAAUAAUAUCUAUAUAGACCAUGUCAGCCAUGGGGAGGGAGAAUAAUAUCUAUAUAGACCAUGUCAGCCAUGGGGAGGGAGAAUAAUAUCUAUAUAGACCAUCACAGCCAUGGGGAGGGAGAAUAAUAUCUAUAUAGACCAUCACAGCCAUGGGGAGGGAGAAUAAUAUCUAUAUAGACCAUCACAGCCAUGGGGAGGGAGAAUAAUAUCUAUAUAGACCAUGUCAGCCAUGGGGAGGGAGAAUAAUAUCUAUAUAGACCAUGUCAGCCAUGGGGAGGGAGAAUAAUAUCUAUAUAGACCAUCACAGCCAUGGGGAGGGAGAAUAAUAUCUAUAUAGACCAUGUCAGCCAUGGAGGAGGGAGAAUAAUAUCUAUAUAGACCAUGUCAGCCAUGGGGAGGGAGAAUAAUAUCUAUAUAGACCAUCACAGCCAUGGGGAGGGAGAAUAAUAUCUAUAUAGACCAUGUCAGCCAUGGGGAGGGAGAAUAAUAUCUAUAUAGACCAUCACAGCCAUGGGGAGGGAGAAUAAUAUCUAUAUAGACCAUCACAGCCAUGGGGAGGGAGAAUAAUAUCUAUAUAGACCAUCACAGCCAUGGGGAGGGAGAAUAAUAUCUAUAUAGACCAUCACAGCCAUGGGGAGGGAGAAUAAUAUCUAUAUAGACCAUCACAGCCAUGGGGAGGGAGAAUAAUAUCUAUAUAGACCAUGUCAGCCAUGGAGAGGGAGAAUAAUAUCUAUAUAGACCAUCACAGCCAUGGAGAGGGAGAAUAAUAUCUAUAUAGACCAUCACAGCCAUGGGGAGGGAGAAUAAUAUCUAUAUAGACCAUGUCAGCCACGGGGAGGGAGAAUAAUAUCUAUAUAGACCAUGUCAGCCAUGGGAGGGAGAAUAAUAUCUAUAUAGACCAUGUCAGCCACGGGGAGGGAGAAUAAUAUCUAUAUAGACCAUCACAGCCAUGGGGAGGGAGAAUAAUAUCUAUAUAGACCAUCACAGCCAUGGGGAGGGAGAAUAAUAUCUAUAUAGACCAUCACAGCCAUGGGGAGGGAGAAUAAUAUCUAUAUAGACCAUGUCAGCCAUGGGGAGGGAGAAUAAUAUCUAUAUAGACCAUGUCAGCCAUGGGGAGGGAGAAUAAUAUCUAUAUAGACCAUCACAGCCAUGGGGAGGGAGAAUAAUAUCUAUAUAGACCAUCACAGCCAUGGGGAGGGAGAAUUAUACCUGUAUAUAGACUGUCAGCCAAGGGGCUUUACUGUUAGCCUAUAUUAUGGUAGCCCCUUUAAUGCAUAAAAAAAUCCAAAUAAUUGUUAAAUCUUAUAAUCAUGAUGGAAGUCAUUAUACGCAAUAACAUGCAUAUUCUGAACUGGGACAAUGCUGUCCAGUUGCUUAGCAAAGGAAAACACUGUGAUAGACGUUAAACUAGGGACUAUGUCUGGAAAUCGGUGCAGUUAGGAUGUAUAGGGAACAGUAUGAUCUGGUAAUGACUGAGUUUUAUUUAGUAAUCAUCAAAUUGUAGGGAAUUGGAUACUGAUUGGCAAAAUUUAGGCCAAAAAAAUUAGAAAAAUCCGAACCGAAUUUUUUUGUUGUUGCAAUUUUCAGUCUCCGCUAUUUGGUCUUAAUUUUUUUAAUAAUCUAGUGUCUUUACAAUUUCCAGUUUAGUUUACGAACCUCAAGGAAUUAAACAACCUGUUGCAGUUGGCUAGUAAUUUAAUAGAUUUUUUUUCUCUCUGAUAGGUAAUUUUCUAACCAAUAGAAAUAAAAGCACAACUGUAAGUAAACAGGAUUCCUGACAUGUGAUGUUAAUUAUCGUUAUAAUAAUUGCAGAGAAAUCUGUCUAUACCAAAGGUUCUUAAUUGUUAAAUUUGGAAACAGUGUAGAUAUUGACAUAAAAUAAUGAAUCCGGCUGACAUUUUGGCAAAAUCCAAAGUUUUGCCCAACGGAGCAGUGGGUCCAUAUUUGAGUUUUUUUUACUCCCUGUCCCCAAAUUAUUUGCAACCUUUAUAACCCAGACAUACUCAAAAGCUCACUGUUGUGGUUGCAGCUCCCAGGAUGCUUUGCUGUUUGGGCUAUACUAUGGCUAUACCUAUGGCUUGCAGUUUUGCUACAGUUCAGAAGCACACAUGUAGUUUAGUAUUUUAACCAUAUGUUUCACUGCCUUUAAUAUUUUCUUACAUUGACUAAUUCUACUUUCCGAUUUUACGCGGACUAUUUUUUCAUCUUUGCUUCUUUUACCUAAAAUGUGCCAUUCCGUUUAAAGUUCACUGUUUAGUGGACAAACCUCUCAGUGUAGUGGAUAUUUUUGUUUAAUUUUUUUCCCCCAACAAAAAUUGUAUGACAUUUUAUAAGUAGUUGUUUGUAAACGUACCGCAUUUCUCUGUUUAGUCAAGACACCUGAAUAUCUACAUGGCAGCAUGAUAAUAUAUUUACUCUAUACAAAAAACAAUUAUAUUGUAUUUGUUCUUUGUCAGAUCUGCGUGGAAGGGAACAUUGCCAGUGGGAAGACCAGCUGUUUGGAGUAUUUCUCAACUACAGAAAACCUUGCGGUAUUCUUUCAUACUGUCUGCAACAUUUCCGUGCUAAUUUACAUUUGUUCGAAAAUAAUAAUUUAAUUGGUUAUGGUUGAACAAAUGUUAAAUUCUUUCCUUGAAAUGGCACUGUUACUUUUUUUUAAAAAAACAAUCUUUAUUUAAAAUAGUUUUCUGGAGACAUACAAAUAACCUAACAUAUCAGUGACUAUAAACAAAUGCACGUCUGCAUAAGCAAUUGUUACAAAUAAAACUUCAGUAUAAAGCUUGAGGAGUUAGUAGUAUAGGCCAAAAUUAACGGGAGGUUCUGAAGAAAUUCAAACAAAUAAAUGUCUCAAUUUAGGGUAAAGGGAAGAGUAAAACUUUGAUGACUGGGUAAAGGAACCCAUAAGGGAAAACGUUCUAAAACAAGCAUUGAAAGAAUAAAAAGCAAGGUACAAUGAAAAUGGAAAGAGAGGUUGGCGAAGAAAGGGAGAGAAUACUGAUAGAGAGCAGGAAGGGAGGUGGACGAAGCUGGGAGACUGCCAAAGGGAAGGGGGAUCACCUCCAGUAUGAGCCAGCCAUGUAGCAUAUCAGGGAACAGGCUCAAGAUUGUAAUUCAGUAUAAUCAAACGAGGGGAACCAGAUAGCAAAAUCCUUAUUGUACGUCUUAUAGGGAGGCAGUAAGUUCCUCCUUAAAUCUGAUCUGUUCAAAUCCAUUGUUACUUUUGGGUUUUUCUAUAAAGAUUAAAUCUUUAUAAAACCCUGUGACUGUUGCAUACCCUUUACUGCACACCUUACCCUAGUAAACACUUUGAAUAGAGUUCAAUGAGGUAAGUGAAUGAAGACUUAUCAUUGAAAUGACUCCUAAAAAUGUCAAUGGUGAACCCAAAUCUUCCCUCCCAGGUGCUGUGGCAAAUAAGUGUAAACCUUUCACACUGCAAUCUGACAAGGAGAAGAUUUGUUUUAAUGCAUUUACAGUUAAGGGGACACUAUAGCUUAAUGAAGUAUUUUUGGUGUAUAAUUCAUGCCCCUGCAGUCUCAGUGCUCAAUUCUCGUCAGUUUAGCAGUUAAAAGGACACUAUAGUCACCAGAACAACUACAGCUUAAUGCUCUUCAGGUAGUAAACACUGUCUUUUUAGAGAAAAUGCAGUGUUUACAUUACAGUCUAGUCCACUGGCAACUCCACAGAUGGCUACUAGAGGGGCUUCCUGGGUCUGUGCUGCAGUUUGCAGCACUGCUAUUCAAUGUCUCUCCCCUCUGCAUGAAGACACUGAACUUUCCUUAUAGAGAUGCAUUGAUUCAAUGCAGCUCUAUGAGGAGAUACUUAUUGACCAGGGCUGUGUUUGGCUUGUGCUGGCUUUGCCCCUGAUCUGCCUCCUUGACAGAUGUGAUUUGCUUUUGAUCAACACUUCUGAUGAUGUCGGCCAAGCAAGCAGAUCAGGGUCAGAGCAGCAGACUGGAAUAAAAGUAAGAUUUUACUAUAUUUAAAGGGGUAAGAAGGAUCACAUGGGCUAGAUGAUGUUUUUAACACUAUUAGGUAGGUACAUGUUUGUGUUCUUGACCCUAUAGUGUUCCUUAAAAUCACUUUGUUUAUGCAGCCCUAGGAACACCUCUGCGCAUGUGACUUACGCAGCCUUCCUAAACACUUCCUGUAAAGAGAAAUCUAAAAGUGUGCCUUUAAUUAAAAAACUAUUACUAAUAAGUAUGUUUCUUUUUAAGGUUUUGAAGGAGCCUGUAGAUAAAUGGAGGAAUGUUCAGGGUCACAACCCACUGGUAAGUGAUUCAGAUAAACAAGAAAUGUGCCGGCUUUGUAUUCAUAGGGGUUUUAAUCUGCGUUCUCACCAUUUUCAAAAGAGAGUGAUUUUGACGGAGCUCCCUGUACCCCGGCAGGGUACCGCCGCCAAGCAUGCUUCAUAGCUAUCACUGGGACACUAGUAGAGCUUCAGCCCAUAGCCGCCUCAGCUUGGCUGGGAUCUCUUUGUAACUUCCUGCCCUUGAACAGGGUCCUGGGUGCAGCUCCAAGUGAUUAUUCUCUCCUACAGAGAGUAUAGCUGGUCCCCCAAAUACUAGUCGAGACUGAGUGAAGGCUGAAAAUGAACUGCUUUAUGCAGGCAAGGCACACAGAAUUUUGCAUGAUAAUACUAUUUAGAGAGGAACCGUAAUUUCUCUAAAAAUUACACCAUUAAAUAACACUUUAAAAAUCACUUUUAAUUUGUGUAAAACAUUUUAUUUUAUCAGGUGAUACUCUGUUUUCUAUUAAAUAUAUAAAACAUUUAGCAUUUGACAUUACAAUCCAGUGAUGUGAUAGCUACAGAUACAUUAGACAAUAAAAAUAAACCUAAGGAGACAUCAUUUUCAAUAAUUAAAGAAAUGGUAGAUAAGAGGGCAUGAUGUAAAAUCAGGAGGUUGAAGAUUCUUGGGUUAUGGUUGAAGCUCUCCACUUUUCUUAGCGCAGAGAUUUGGUGUCUUUGAUGCAGUUUUGAAAAGGAUGUACAUUUUAAACGUUCUUAUCUGUGUUCUUUAUCCAUUCUUUAGGCUUUAAUGUAUCAGGAUCCCUGCAGGUGGGGAUUAACGUUACAAACCUACGUACAAUUAACAAUGCUGGAUAAUCACACCAGGUCAUCGGUAAGUUUUAACAUGAUAAAUUGUAUAAAUUGUACUCUCAUAGGAAAUACCGAGGGGGAUCAACAGGGUAGCCUGCGGUAUUCUAGUAGAGAAGAUCUGUGGAACACAAUAGAAAAAAAAAUCAGAAAAGUAAGAAAAUCUUAAUUACAGAAAAGAACUUGCAAUAAAGAAAGCCUAAAUAGGGCUCUCUUUACAGGAAGUGUUUAUGGAAGGCUGUGCAAGUCACAUGCAGGGAGGUGUGACUAGGGUUCAUAAACAAAGGGAUUUAACUCAUAAAUGGCAGAGGAUUGAGCAGUGAGCCUGCAGGGGCAAGUUCUAUACACCAAAACUGCUUCAUUAAGCUAAAGUUGUUCAGGUGACUAUAGUGUCCCUUUAAGCCAGAUGUAACUGUCACACUAGUGUGAUAACAAUUUUCCCAAGGGGGUGAAGGGAGUCUGAUUACAGGAGGCAAGGUGUUUUGUAUUUAUUUAUGGAUGGGAUUCAAUUGAGGCAUAAAUUAUUCCUUUUAAAUAAGAAACUAUCACAAUAUAGGUCAAAUUACUACAAUAAUAUUGAAUUAUGUAAACUUUAUCUUGCCUCUGUACUAAGGAUUAUUAAGGGAACAGUUUAUAUACAAUUGAAUUUAUUAAAUAGAGAACACUAAUUGUAUUCUGUGAAACUAGGGGAAAACAUUUUUGACAGCAAAAAAAAAAUGUGACCCAAUGGCCGCUCUACCAAGAAAAUGGUUGCAUUGUCACAUGACAGUUACAGUUCACUGCAGACUGAUUAUAUCAAAUUAGUAUUAAUGAUUCAUGUAAGAAAGUCAAAGAGACAUAGAAUGCUUAAAUAAUUUACUUUUAUGCUUAUUGAAUAGGUUAUGGAGCAAGGAGGGCCCCUGCCACUGUGACUGUGCUCACAACCGCUUAUAACCACAGCCAGUUAAAAAAAAAAAAAAAAAAAUAAGACUCUGCCUAGGAUUCAGUAGCUUCAUACUAAAACAUUAUAAAAAUUCACAUUUUCAUAAAUAAUUGAAAUACUUUUGCUCUAGCAUUCACUGGCAGAAGAUUUUAGUGCAUUCAAUUAAACUAUAGGUAACAAGUAAACUUUUGACACUGGCAGCCAUUUCGAAUGCCUGAUACUAUAGCAAUGUAUUUUGAAAGUGAUCGGCCCCAGGCAUAAAUUAAUUUAUACACCUGCAUUUUUUUUUCAGACCUGCCCUGUUAAAAUGAUGGAACGAUCCAUUUACAGUGCCAAAUAUAUAUUUGUGGAAAAUCUGUAUCGUAGGUACAGUAUUACUUUUCUAUAUAUAUUUCUAUAUGUUGUGGGACCUUUUAAAGCAAAACUGUCAAUGUGCAAGGUUUUUGGGGUUUUUUCCCUGGUUUUUAUAUUUUGAAAUUCACUUUAUAUAUAUUUUUUUAUUAUACAUAAGAUAAUGCAGAGACUAUUUUUAUUUAUUUUUUUUUUCUUAUGGGGAGCGUCAAUUCUGUCAAUCUUUGGCAAUGGGCGGAGCUUAAAGUUCUGUUUCAGCUGCUACGCUGAUUUACCCACAAUCCUUCAGUGAACAGAAUCCCACAGAAGGCAAACGGCAGACCUCAAAUAAACAAAAUUGCGGCGCCCCGAUAUUGAGGCGCAAGGAAGAAAAAAAUCAUGAAUAUAAAUAAAGGAUAAAAGUAGUAAUGAGUGAGGGUAUAAUCAUUAAGAUACAAAGGGUUUAACAUUUAAAAAUUACAGAUCUAGAAAUUGGUAUCAUAUAUUUUAUAUAUAGAUGGAUAAAUCUCCCAGUGGUCACAAUUUCAAGUUGUACACUACUAGCCAGGCAUAAAAUGUGCUUGCCACCUCGUAUCCCACAUAGAGCUGUGUUCUAAGCACAGUUAUCUCCUAUAUUAUUACUCUGCGGGCUGCUGGGAGCUGUGUUUAGAACUUGCUGUGGUCUAUUGAAUGGUCCCUGAGUUAGCAGAACCCCUGCCAGCCUUUAAUGUGAAGAUUUGUUUUGAGUAAAGGGAGACUGGCAGGGUUCAUGACUUGGAGAGAGGAGCCUGGCAUGAUAGGAAGUGGCUUACUGGCAGGGGUCGUGGCAUGGCGUCUGUUACUGGCAAGGAUGGUAGGACGCAGUGGAAUAAUGGCAGGGAUUGUGGUACGGGGUGGGUUACUGGCAGGGUUCAAGGAAUGGGGUGGGUUACUGCCAGGGUUCAAGGUAUAGGGUGGGUUACUGUCAAGGAUGGUAGGACGCAGUGGAUUAAUGGCAGGAUUGAGGUAUGGGGUGGGUUACUGGCAGGGUUCAAGGUAUAGGGUGGGUUACUGGCAGGGUUCAAGGUAUAGGGUGGGUUACUGGCAAGGAUGGUAGGACGCAGUGGAUUAAUGGCAGGAUUGAGGUAUGGGGUGGGUUACUGGCAGGGUUCAAGGUAUAGGGUGGGUUACUGGCAAGGAUGGUAGGACACAGUGGAUUAAUGGCAGGGAUUGUGGUAUGGGGUUGGUUACUGGCAGGGUUCAAGGUAUAGGGUGGGUUACUGUCAAGGAUGGUAGGACGCAGUGGAUUAAUGGCAGGAUUGAGGUAUGGGGUGGGUUACUGGCAGGGUUUAUGGUAUAGGGUGGGUUACUGGCAAGGAUGGUAGGACGCAGUGGAUUAAUGGCAGGAUUGAGGUAUGGGGUGGGUUACUGGCAGGGUUCAAGGUAUGGGGUGGGUUACUGUCAAGGAUGGUAGGACGCAGUGGAUUAAUGGCAGGAUUGAGGUAUGGGGUGGCAGGGUUUAUGGUAUAGGGUGGGUUACUGGCAAGGAUGGUAGGACGCAGUGGAUUAAUGGCAGGAUUGAGGUAUGGGGUGGGUUACUGGCAGGGUUCAAGGUAUGGGGUGGGUUACUGUCAAGGAUGGUAGGACGCAGUGGAUUAAUGGCAGGAUUGAGGUAUGGGGUGGGUUACUGGCAGGGUUCAAGGUAUAGGGUGGGUUACUGUCAAGGAUGGUAGGACGCAGUGGAUUAAUGGCAGGAUUGAGGUAUGGGGUGGGUUACUGGCAGGGUUCAAGGUAUAGGGUGGGUUACUGGCAAGGAUGGUAGGAUGCAGUGGAUUAAUGGCAGGAUUGUGGUAUGGGGUGGGUUACUGGCAGGAUUCAAGGUAUAGGGUGGGUUACUGUCAAGCAUGGUAGGACACAGUGGAUUAAUAGCAGGAUUGAGGUAUGGGGUGGGUUACUGCCAGGGUUUAUGGUAUAGGGUGGGUUACUGGCAGGGUUCAAGGUAUAGGGUGGGUUACUGGCAAGCAUGGUAGGACACAGUGGAUUAAUGGCAGGAUUGAGGUAUGGGGUGGGUUACUGGCAGGGUUUAUGGUAUAGGGUGGGUUACUGGCAAGGAUGGUAGGACGCAGUGGAUUAAUGGCAGGAUUGUGGUAUGGGGUGGGUUACUGGCAGGGUUUAUGGUAUAGGGUGGGUUACUGGCAAGGAUGGUAGGACGCAGUGGAUUAAUGGCAGGGAUUGUGGUAUGGGGUGGGUUACUGGCAGGGUUCAAGGUAUAGGGUGGGUUACUGUCAAGCAUGGUAGGACACAGUGGAUUAAUGGCAGGAUUGAGGUAUGGGGUGGGUUACUGGCAGGGUUCAAGGUAUGGGGUGGGUUACUGUCAAGGAUGGUAGGACGCAGUGGAUUAAUGGCAGGAUUGAGGUAUGGGGUGGGUUACUGGCAGGGUUCAAGGUAUAGGGUGGGUUACUGGCAAGGAUGGUAGGACACAGUGGAUUAAUGGCAGGGAUUGUGGUAUGGGGUUGGUUACUGGCAGGGUUCAAGGUAUAGGGUGGGUUACUGGCAGGGUUCAAGGUAUAGGGUGGAGUUACUGUCAAGGAUGGUAGACUUAUGGGAUUAAAUGCGCAGGAUUGUGGUAUGGGUUGGUUACUGGCAGGGUUCGUAUGUGGGUGGGUUACUGUCAAGGAUGGUAGGGACGAAAGUGGAUUAAUGGCAGGAUUGAGGUAUGGGGUGGGUUACUGGCAGGUUCAAGGUAUGGGUGGGUACUGUCAAGGAUGGUAGGGCGCAGUGGAUUAAUGGCAGGGAUUGAGGUAUGGGGUGGGGUUACUGGCAGGGUUCAAGGUAUGGGGUGGAGUUACUGGCAGGGUUCAAGGUAUAGGGUGGGUUACUGGCAAGGAUGGUAGGACACAGUGGAUUAAUGGCAGGAUUGAGGUAUGGGGUGGGUUACUGGCAGGGUUCAAGGUAUGGGGUGGGUUACUGUCAAGGAUGGUAGGACGCAGUGGAUUAAUGGCAGGAUUGAGGUAUGGGGUGGGUUACUGGCAGGGUUCAAGGUAUAGGGUGGGUUACUGGCAAGGAUGGUAGGACACAGUGGAUUAAUGGCAGGAUUGAGGUAUGGGGUGGGUUACUGGCAGGGUUCAAGGUAUGGGGUGGGUUACUGUCAAGGAUGGUAGGACGCAGUGGAUUAAUGGCAGGAUUGAGGUAUGGGGUGGCAGGGUUUAUGGUAUAGGGUGGGUUACUGGCAAGGAUGGUAGGACGCAGUGGAUUAAUGGCAGGAUUGAGGUAUGGGGUGGGUUACUGGCAGGGUUCAAGGUAUGGGGUGGGUUACUGUCAAGGAUGGUAGGACGCAGUGGAUUAAUGGCAGGAUUGAGGUAUGGGGUGGGUUACUGGCAGGGUUUAUGGUAUAGGGUGGGUUACUGGCAAGGAUGGUAGGACGCAGUGGAUUAAUGGCAGGAUUGUGGUAUGGGGUGGGUUACUGGCAGGGUUCAAGGUAUAGGGUGGGUUACUGGCAGGGUUCAAGGUAUAGGGUGGGUUACUGUCAAGGAUGGUAGGACGCAGUGGAUUAAUGGCAGGGAUUGUGGUAUGGAGUGGGUUACUGGCAGGGUUUAUGGUAUAGGGUGGGUUACUGGCAAGGAUGGUAGGACGCAGUGGAUUAAUGGCAGGGUUCAAGGUAUAAGGUUGGUUACUGGCAGGGUUCAAGGUAUGGGGGGGACCCGGCUUUGUUAUACAAAGUAGAGAGGCAUUAUCUUCGGUGUUAUUAAUGGAGAGACUCUUGUACAUGUGGCGUGUGCCACAGAGACUCUUAAAAUAGUGACUUUCAUAAGUUUUGGUUUAAAUAUUUAAUAAAAAAUAAUUUAAAACAGGUUAUACACAACUUGAAGAUAUUAUACAGACAUUAUUUUACAGCAGCUUGUUUGUACUAUCACGUCAGCUUCUGUAUUUCAGAUUCUGUGAGUUUAACCACCAGGGGUCACCGGUGUAGCACAGAGAAUAUCCACAACUAGUCUAUAUAGUAUUAAACGAACUAGGUACUGCUUCCAUUUUAGCCAGGGAGAACAUUUCUGGCAAAUCUGCUUAUAGAACGAUACAAUUACCUGAAGUCUUCUGGUCUGUGCACCAUAAGUACUAAAGCUCAGUGUAGUGUUCAUGAUCCAAAGAUUCUCUAAGUACUGUCCCUUGUUUCACAUUCUUUUUUUUGCCAAUUUGUUUUGGAUAUAUUUGCCAAAACCCAUUUCCCAGGCACUUAUAGACUGCUCCCUCUUGAUUACGCCUUAUUCCACAUGACCAGUAUAAAUUCUGUGCAACAUGGAUUUCAAUGACUGGCUGACAGUGCUGGCGACAAUGUUCGCCCACUGUGCUCAGCCUAACACUGCUGUCCAUAUUUAAGAGAAUUUAUAUUUGUAAUGUAGAAGUGUAAAUACCACAUCAUUUAGUGGGCUGGAUACCAGGCUGUCUGUAAGCUUGUGUUUUUCUGAUACUGCUCUUGAACAGUUUAAAGGACCACUAUAGGCACCCAGACCACUUCAGCUUAAUGAAGUGGUCUGGGUGCCAGGUCCCUCUAGGUUUAACCCUGCAGCUGUAAACAUAGCAGUUUCAGAGUAACUGCUAUGUUUACCUAUGGGUUAAUCCAGCCUGUAGUGGCUGUCUCAUUGACAGCCACUAGAGGCGCUUCCGCGCUUCUCACUGUGAUUUUCACAGUGAGAAGUUGCCAGUGUGAAUAGGAGAGAGCCUGGCAGGGGGGGAGACCCAGAGGGUGAGGGGGUCCCAAGGACCCUAUAGAGCCAUGAAAAAAAGUAUGUUUUCCUGGCACGAUAGUGGUCCUUUAAGAAAAAAAAUGGGAUGAUAUUACUAGUGUUUGUGCAUCUGUUACUGUUACUGUUACUUAGAUCUGUCGUGGUUUUGGUGCUCAGCGUUUCCCUUUUUAAGAAGAGGUGGAGUAAAGCAGAUUGUAUCCCAACCACUAUGGCAGUGUUUAUUGCUGUUUUAUAACAAGGCUAAUUGAAUGGAAGAGAAAAUGUUUUCAAAUUAUUUUGUAUUUGUACAAUGUAUAGGUUAAAUGCUAUGGUUAACCUAUAUUUAGACUAGGUGUGGGUUGAUCUUUACCUAUGGCACAUUCUAUCUUCUCUAAAAGCACAUUGUGUGGCACAUUAAAAGGCAUCCAUCCCUUCCCUUGAAUUUACCAUAUUGAAUAAAACAAUGAAAAUCACUUACGAGCCCUGUUAAAGGGACACUAUAGGCACCCAGAACACUUUAACUCAUUGAAGUGGUCUGGGUGCAUAGUCCCAGAUCCCUUAACCCUGCAAUGGAAAUUAUUGCAGUUUUUAAUAAUCUGCAAUAAUUACCUUUUGAGGGUUAACACCAACUCUAGACAGCCACUAGAGGGACUUCCGGGUCGCUAUGCAUGAGGACAUUCAGCGUCACCUGAAACCCCAUAGGAAGUCCUAAUGCGAGCGCUGCCAUUUAUUUAGCCUUUUUUUAAAUAUAUAUAUAUAUAUAUAUAUAUAUAUUGAGCUCCGCAUCUUUAGAAUAACAUUUUCAAUUUUUUUUAUGAGAUAUAACUUUGUAAGGAACAAUGCACUCAUCAAUUUGGUCUGUCGUGUCUCUAUGACAACAAAUUAUAGCCUACUAUCAGGACCCCUCUCCACUCAGCACUCCCCUCACGCUCCAAUUCUCUGUGCCCCCUCUCUCCCUGCAAGGUGCCAGACGGGUGUGGGCUUGAUUGCAUCUCUCGGCGCUGGAUGUUCCUCUGGUGGUUGAAAUCUGUUCCUCCACACUCAUCACUCAUUUGGUCAGGUGCAUCUUAAAGUGGAAGUGGGUGGUUACUGCCAGUGAUGCCGGCAUGAUGCGCAUGGUACCCCCUUUAUCCUAUAAAUAGCUUGCUCUCACUGUUCAGUAAUACUGUGCUCCUUGUUCCAUCAAGUUGUACCCUGUUUUGCUCCUAAUCUCCUAUAUGGUCUGCCUGACAUCUGACCUUUGGCAUGACCGCUGUUUGUGAACCUGUACGUCCUGCCCUGACCCUUUGCUAUCCUGACAACGUCUCUACCUCAUCCGUAUUGGUACUUUGACUGGGUUUUUCCUCGGGCUAACACCUACGUACUCAGCACUGACAGCUAUGUAUUGCCUUGUUUCCACUAAAUGAAUAGAACCUUCCAGUUACGUACAAGAUUUUUAAAAGGAGGCCUCUUAUACGAGUUCACCCAAAGCUCACAGUAUAUGAUUGCUGUCCAAACUGGUUUAAUUUGUUUAGAUAAUGUGGAAGUGAAACUUUCACAUUGUGACUGUGGCAGCCGGCAGGAGACGGACCAGACUUCAGGUACUGGGGCAGCCCCGGUUUUUAUAAAAUUAAUUACACAAUUGGACAAAAUGUACCCCUAGUGAGUAUGCUAUGGCUUGCCGUGGGUGCCAAUUUUAAGAGCUGGCUAGUAGCAUAGAACUUUAUAUUUUAAGCCUUGCCAUGAAUUGUUAAAUGGAUUUUGCUCCUACUGUGCAGUGAAUGACCUCUCCAUUAAUGUGCUUUGUGUAUUUUGUAGUGGGAAGAUGCCUGAAGUGGAUUAUGCGGUUUUAACAGAGUGGUUUGAGUGGAUUACAAAGAACAUUGACCUCUCGGUUGACCUAAUAGGUAUAAUUCAGAUGAACAGUUCAUGUUUUAUUAGUGACUAUCAUGUUAACUUAUUAUCUUUGUGGGUGAGGUUUUUUGUUUUUUCUUUAAUUGCUUCACAGUCUGCUCAGGACCUCAUUGAUAUUUAUCAGGGUUUGAUGAGAGCAUAGUAUGUAAACUGACACAUUAACAAGCUUUAUUCAGUAAAUUCCACAUAAUCACGGUUAUUCACUAGUGAAUGAUUUGUCACAAAUUUAAUGUGAAUUUCAAAUAUUAUUACACAAUUCACAAAUGCACAGUUUGGCUGUUCUUGCCAAAACUGGAAAAACCCCCUGUGAGAAGUGCUAAAUUAACCCACAGUGAUUCCUUAUCAGUUCCAAAAUGUUUGCUCAUUUCCUGUGUUGGUUCAUCUUUGUACAAGUAGAGAUUUCCUCUGUGGUUUACAAGUCUGAAUCUAACAAAAUGUAUUAAUGUAGUUCUAUAUUGAAAUGUAGAUGCAUCCGGACACACCUAACAUAAGACAAACCAUAAAAUCGGAUGGAAUUUGAUUACAUUGAAGAGCCACUCUAGGCUGCAUAACAGAGCUGCUACAGUGCGCCGAAGUGGUUGUGGUGCCAGGAGUCUGGUGGGACCAUUUGAUGGUAACGAUUGUGAACAUUUCUACACUUUAUUUAGUUCCUUCCCACCUGAGUUGAUCUGAUAAAGUGGAAAGUCAAACCUCAGCAUUAUCAUACAGGUGCAUACCAGGAUGAAACCGUAUUAAUUGGCCACCUUACCAUGGUAUGGUAUGAUAUUGUGGAAGUAUUACCUUGCACUUCAGCAGACCAGGGUGAGUGUCAAACAGUUCCUAAAUGGUUUAACAGAUUAUUGGAAGCCGAUGCCCCUGGAACUCCAAGCACUAUAACCACUGCAGUGUACUGUUGCGCUUCUGAUUUCUAGAUUGUUCGAUUAACCCUUGAAAUAUUGUAAAGGAAGUUUAAAUAUGAUGAAGAUGCCUUGGUAUUGGCUUUGAAAUAACUGAUACUAGUAAACAGAGAAACAUUCCUAUAAUACAUCGUUCCAUUAUAAGGGAAGUUAAAGUGGACAAUAAAGUUUUGUUUUAAUUUUUUUUUGUGUUUGUCAAUCUGCAUAGAGCACAAGUAGUAGCCUGAUAUACACUGCAUAGAGGAGGGGCACUGACCUCCGCUCACUGAAAUGUGUAUGGUUUUAUUGUACUUCUAUAUUUUCUAAGAUCAUCACAAGAGCUAGGAGGAGGGAUUAAAAGCCUAAAUCACUAAAAUGUGAUCUGCUAUGAAUUCAAUGUAAGUUUUUAUAUUUGAGGCCAGAACAGCCAAAAUUUAAAAAAGCUUCCAAGUCAACUGUAUUUGGUCCAUGUGUUGUGACCAUUGGAAGCUCACUUUGUAUUCCGGACAAUUCACACUUAAAGGGACACUCCUUUGCCCAAAUACAAAAUAAAUAACAAUCAGUGUCUAGUAGAUAUACCCAAAUGAAAACUUACAUGCAUUUAAUUAUGCAUUUUUUUAUUGGGUAUAUAUCUAAAAUGAGCUUGCAAAACAUGCAGUUCUCGUCUGCCGCCUUUGCAACCCUGCCCAGACUUUCUGUGGCUUUCCAAUCACAGACUUACCAAUACAGCUCAAUGAGACGUCUUUCUAAGUCAGGUGCUCUGGGCAAUUGCUGCCUCUUGAGGUCAGCUGUAUUGAGCUAAUGAAACAUUACCUGUUGUCUGCUUCCAAGCCAAGGACGGAACAUUACCUGUUGUCUGCUUCUAAGCCAAGGAAGUAACAUUACCUGUUGUCUGCUUCUAAGCCAAGGAAAUCUGCACUUUUUGCAAAAUGAAAAAAAGAGGAUCCACUCUUCACACAUAAAGCUUUUCAGCAAGCUAAAGUUGCUUAGGGGUCUGGAGUGACCCUUUAACCCCUUAAGGACACAUGACAUGUGUGACAUGUCAUGAUUCCCUUUUAUUCCAGAAGUUUGGUCCUUAAGGGGUUAAGUGAAUAACCCUUUGUAUCAUUUAACCUACUGGGCUAUGGCCAUUAUAACUUUGAAAGCUAACUUUUAUUAAUAUAUACAACAGAUCAUGGCAUAACGUUUUUCCUUUAGAUAUACACCAGGCCCAUGUCCGGACAAUAUUCUGAUUUAUUCAUCUCCCUCUUAACCCAGGACAGUAAGAUUCUCCCAUCUGAGCGCAAAAUCGGUGGUUUCAGAACUUCCUUAACUAAACGGUCACUUGCCUUUGAAGACAAAAAUCCUUAAAGGAACAUGCUGCAUUAAUUUCUUCUUGCACGAUAUAAAUAUAGAGCAUUGCUGUCAUGAAAGGGUUAUAAUAAUGGUGAACUGUUGGGGAAAACAAGUAUCCUGUUUAUCUCGUUAUCUUGCUUUGUUCUGAAUUUAUAAAUAUGGUGAAAGUCGAUUUCACUUUCUUUUUAUAAAGAUUGUAAAAUAAGCCUUGAGAUAAAGGGAACGCACUGGGAAUGUGUUUUAUCUAUCUAAAUUGGGCAGACUAGAUUGUCCGAAUGGUUCUUAUCUGCCGUCACAUUCUAUGGUUCUGCGUGAUCAAUAAUACUUAGUGUAUGUUACAAACAACAUAGAAAUAUUACACUUUUUUCCAAUAUGUGUUAAAAUUGCUGUUUUUUCCCUUUUCUUUGUUCUUGUGGUAAAACAAAUUCUUGAAGCUCAAAACAUGACUUUCCAGCAAUCCUUUUUACAGCAAGCACUAUUUUACUGUGACUCCUCAGUGGCGAUAUUCUGACCUUCUAGCUGUUUUUUUUUUAAUUUUUACAUUUUUUUAUUAAGGCUUGUAAAGAGGAGUGCUGAAUCUUUUUGGUUGUUUUAUAUUGCUGAAUUGUUGUUUUUCGGGUGAGACUAGAGGGUCCUUUACAUCCUUUUAAAGAAAGCCAACUGAUGUAAAUGUUUAAAAAUGUUGACAACUGGAAAUGGGGGAAAAUGUGAAAACAUAUACAGUCUAUCUGAUAAAAUUGCCGAUCUUAUGUUCUGAGAUCUUGAAACAAGUGCUAAUAAGUCAUCUUCCCUACAGUUUAUCUCAGGACAUCGCCUGAAACCUGUUAUGAGAGGUUGAAGAAGAGAUGUAGAGAAGAAGAAAAGGUUGUACCGCUGGUAAGAUGUUCUUUUAAGGAAUGAUACAUGUGUAAAAUGUACUCGAUGGAUCUCAAUAUGUGUGGAUGGCAAACUCCAUAUCAGUUAAAGGGAAAAAAAAAAUUGUAACAAGGUUAUUCAUUAAAAAAACUAUCUAUUAAAAAAGUCCUUCUUAAGUAUCUGUCCCUAGUCCCCUUAUGUGUCUCUUCCAUGCCUGUAUUUCUAGUCUAUCAGCAAGAAUAGAAGAUAGUAUUUGAAUAUCUGUAUGUAUUAAUGAUAUAGGUCUAUAGUUGGUGAUUUAAUCUAAAUCUUUAUCUGCUUUUGGGAUGGGAACAAUGUUCGCUCUCAGCAGCUCUCCAGGACAGUCUCCUGUUCCCAUUAUAUAGUUAAAAAAUAUUAGUUAGUUCCCCUUUUAAUUGAUCUUUCAUUAACUUGUAGAAUUUGUUUGUAAAUCCAUCUGGGCCUGGUGCAGUCUUUGUUUUAAGUUUCUCUAUAGAUUUAGUAACUUCUAGUUCUGUUAUGGGCUGAUUUAUCAGUCUUAAUUGGUCGGGUCGAAUUUUUGGCAUGGACAGAUUUUCGAAGAAUUUCUCGAUCUCUUUUUCUUUGCCAAAUGUUUUUCCUGGUAAGCCAUAUAGAUUGUGAUAAAAUCUUUCAAAUGCUAGACCUAUUUUUUUCUGGGGCCAUUAAGUAGGUAUCCAUAUCUUUUAUUUUAUAUAUUACUUUUUUAUGUUUAUCUUUUUUCAGUUUAUUAGACAUUGUUUCUAGUUUAUUGCCUUUUAGGUACCAUUUAGCUUGCAGUGCUUCUAGUUGUUUAGAUGCUUUGUUCAUUAAUUGGUUGUUGAUCUGUUUUUCUAUUUUUACAAUCUUACUUGCUAUUUGUAUGGAGGUGGUAGAUCUUUUUUAUUUUCAAUGGCUGCCAUUUUUAUCAAAUGACCUUACUACACUUUUAUUAUUAAUGCACCAGACCAUAAUGCCCAGUGUAGCUUUGUUUUUUUAUUUAAAGAGAUUUGUUAUUAUUUAAAUUUCUUCCACAUUAUUUUUUUAUGUAAUAUGAAAUCUUUAAUGCGCCACUCUACAAAAAUUCUCAAAGUUAUCUUUGUAUUUCAACAUGAUAGGGCUAUGGUCUGACCAUGCUAUAUCGUGUAUCUCUAUUUUUUUUAACAAGGUAUAACAUGGUGACGUUUCCCAAGACAAAGUCUAUUCUGGAAUAUGAGUUGAAUGUUUUCGAAUAGCAUGUGUAGUCUAGAUCGGCAGGGUGAAAUGCUCUCCAUACAUCUUAGAUUAUGAUUGUUCAGUAAGUUUUGCAGUCUGGUAUCAUCUAUUUUCCUUUCCUAUCGUUCUGGCUCUUUCUGUCCUUUAGUGGAGUAGCUACACAAUUGAAGUCUCUCAUAAUUAAUAUCAACCCUUGUUUGAUCUUCUCUAUUUUUUUAAGCACUUUUGAUAUGAAGUUUAUUGUAGCUUUAUUUGGUGCAUAAAUAUUGGCUAAUAUGAAUAGCUUAUUAUUAAUUUCAUAAAUUAAAAUAAUAUCUGCCUUCUGGAUCUAGUUCUUGAUGUUUAAUAAUUAAGGAAACAUUUUUUGCAAAGAUAAAUGCAACGCCUCUUUUAAAAAAAAAAAAAAAAAAUUCUAAUAGGAACGCCAGUUCUAUCCUUCUCGGGAUUCUUGGAAGCCACCAAUCUUAUUUAGUGGCAUCAUAUAAAAGAAUGGCAGCCACUUUCCCAUAGCUUAAUUUUUGGAAAUGAGGCACCAAAACACCACUUCAACCCAUACAGUAAUAUGUGUAGAUAAAAGAAUGGACUGAUGAGAAACACAACCAUAUAUAUUGUUUAUAACAUUUAUUGCUUAAUGACAUCUGUAGUUUCAAAUUCAUUAUCUAUUGGGGGCGGGGCCGGACCACCAUGCUGACCAGUUGCAUGCAAGAGAGGCUCUUAGGCUACAAAUGAAAGCAUUUAAUCCAAAACAAACCUGAGAGAUACUCAUGCGGCUGUGGCAGAGGUAGCAGACCCUGAGAUUGGGAGUUUUGGGCUCCACUGGAGGGAGUACGAGGCUUUCGGGGCUGCGGACUACCCAGGAGAGGUGCAGAGUGGACGGCCACCACCAUGCCUCCCUUUCCAACUGCCACACGCUGUCCUCACAUGUUGCCUGCCGGUCCUGUUCCCCCAAUUGGCUAGUCUACUUCCAUGUCUUCAACUGAUGAUUCUUGAAAGCUGGGAAGGUUGAUGCCCAUUGAGCCUUGAAUGUUGGGAGGGUUGAUGCCCAUUGAGCCGAAUGUUGGGAGGGUUGAUGCCCAUUGAGCCUUGAAAGCUGGGAAGGUUGAUGCCCAUUGAGCCUUGAAUGCUGGGAGGGUUGAUUCCCAUUGAGCAUUGAAUGUUGGGAGGGUUGAUUCCCAUUGAGCCUUGAAUGCUGGGAGGGUUGAUUCCCAUUGAGCCUUGAAUGUUGGGAGGGUUGAUGCCCAUUGAGCCUCGAAUGCUGGGAUAGUUGAUGCCCAUUGGUUGAACUGGUGGUAUUUGAGCACUUUUUGUGUAUUCUGCCGGCUUCUUAUCUAGUUCUUCUAAUGUCAUUCUAGGAACAAUGUACUCUGUUUCUGCACCCCGUUUUUUUUUGUUGUUCAAACCUUCUCCUUCCUCAGCUGUGUGACCUUCGGAUAAAAUUACAAUUAUUUAUACAGUGUCAACAUAUUCCGCAGCUCUGUACAAAAGGUAAAACAAGACAAACAAUUCUAACAAAACAUGUUUGGCUUACUGGAAACGUAUUUGAAGAGGACCCUGCCCAGACGAGCUUACCUUCCCAGCAUCUUUUGCGUUUUCCACCUCGAAACACUGGCCUUUCCUUUGCCCUAGUUUUGAUAGGCUCCCCUUGGCUCCUGUUACUUUCUUGCCAGUGAUCAAGUUUGGUGCUGUCCUCUCUUAAUUGUUGGUGUUUUCCAAGCUGCCUGCCAUCUUUGGGUAACAGGUAAAACAAGACAAACAAUUCUAACAAAGCAUGUUUGGCAUACAGGAAAAGUAUUUGAAGAGGGCUCUGCCCAGAUGAGCUUACAUUCCCGGCAUCUUUUGCGUUUUCCAACUUGAAUCACUGGCCUUUCAUUUGCCUUAGUUUUACUUCCUUGCCAGUGAUCAAGCUUGGUGUUGUCUUCUCUAAAUUGUUGUGAUCUUCCAAGCUGCCCUCCAUCUUUGGGUAUGUGCCUGGUAUGGUGAAAACUGUGCAUAUUUCUUCCUCCAACAAGUCUUUCCCACUUGGCCUGGUGAUUUGGGGGAUAGUUCUUCCUCGGUAAUCUAUCCAUUUUAUCAAGUGCAUACCACCUUUUUUCCAUUUGCUGGUCAAAUCUGUUGUUAUUAGCGAUGUGCUGAUGUAUCUGGCGCAAAGAAUUACAGAAGUUGACCAUUGCCCGUGGUUGGACUUUUACUCCAUAAUUAAAGCUCCUGUUUGGGGGAAGCUCUUGCGCUCCAUCUCAAAUUUAGAAAUGGGCUAUAAAGUCCUAUUAAUUUUGGUGCACCUGUAUGUAUGUAUGUAUGUCUGUACACACAGGUACCAAGCAACAUGACCACUGAUUUAAAGGUGCCCCUUUAAUUAUUGAGUUGUGCUAUAUUCAGCAAUUCUUUUCACCUAAAUUGUGCCACUGGUUGUCAGUUCAUUGGAUGUGACUGUAUACUAAAUACCUCCCUUGUUAUAUUUUCAUUUGUUUUAGGAAUAUUUGAAUGCACUCCAUAAUCUCUACGAAGAAUGGCUGAUCAAGAAGAAUGGCUUGUUUUCGGUCCCAGCAACUGUACUGGUACAUUAUUUUUUUUUUUUUGUCCUUAUGGAUAUGUAUGAAUAUAUCUAGUUUUGCCACGCACAGCAUGUAAGGGCACACUUUAAUUGUAAUCUCCAGCUGUGGAGUUUUUGGUUAAAUCAGGAUUCGGAAUUGGUCCUUAACCCAUUGUAAUGUGUCACAUCUGGUAGGAGCAGGCACAUUAAUUUCAGCAGGCCCAGGGAGUGCCCACAAUGUGCUGUCUUUCCUAGUAGCCACUAGCAGGGCCGCCAUCAGGGCAUGACAACCAUAACGGUUGUCAUGGGCCCAGCAGUCCUGGGGGGCUCGAACUACUCUGGCAGUCCAAGCCCCACAUUCCUUAUGUGCACAUAUAUAUAACGAUUUUUCGCUAUAUAUAUGCACUGUAGGCCCCCCUACCUGUACAUUGCAGAGGGGCCCAGCAGCACGCUUUGUCUUCCUUUCCAGCUGCUCUCUUUUCUAGCGGCCGCCAGAGCGUUGCCACGGGUUACCAUAGCAACGCUCUACACAGCACGCAGGCUGGUCUCGCAAGAGUUCGUCAGAGAGGAGCUGGAAAGGAAGACAGUGUGUGCUGCUGGGCCCCCCAAUGUACCGUGUCUGGCUCUCUCCACCAUGCCACUGGACCACCAGGGAAUGCGAUCUCCCCCCCUCCCUGGAAGGGUAAGAACCAGGGAGGGGGGAAUACAAUUAAAAUAUACACAAAUAAAUAAAAAUAAAUACUCCCUUCCCUCCUAUUUUACACACACUACAUUCACUAAACACACUCUGCACUACACACACACACUACAUUCACUAAACACACUCUGCACUCACUACAAACACACUACAUUUACUAAGCACACUCUGCACUACUCACACACACUACAGUCACUAUGCACAUGUUGCACUCACUACAAACAAGCUACAUUUACUAAACACACUCUGCACUACACACACACUCUGCACUCACUACAAACACACUACAUUUACUAAACACACUCUGCACAACUCACACACACUACAUUAACUAUGCACAUGUUGCACUCACUACAAACACUACAUUUACUAAACACACUCUGCACUACACACACACACUACAUUCACUAAACACACUCUGCACUCACUACAAACACACUACAUUUACUAAACACACUCUGCACUACUCACACACACUACAUUCACUAUGCACAUGUUGCACUCACUACAAACACUAAAUUUACUAAACACACUUUGCACUACACAUACACACACUACAUUCACUAAACACACGUUGCACUCACUACAAACACACUACAUUUACUAAACACACUUUGCACUCACUACAAACACACUCUGCAUUCACCACAAUCACAUUACAUUCACCACAAUCACACUGCAUUCACUAUACACAUUUUACAUUCACACUAUACAGAAAUGGAACUCACUACAAACACACUACAUUCACUAUACACAUGUUGCACUCACUACAAACACACUACAUUCACUAUACACAUGUUGCACUCAUUACAAACACACUACAUUCACUAAACACACUCUGCACUACACACACUCCAUUCACUAUGCACAUGUUGCACUCACUACAAACACUACAUUUACUAAACACACUUUGCACUACACAUACAAACACUGCAUUUACUAGACACACUUUGCACUACACAUACACACUACAUUCACUAAACACACGUUGCACUCACUACAAACACACUACAUUCACAACACACACUCUGCAUUCACCACAAUCACAUUACAUUCACUAUACACAUUUUACAUUCACACUACGUGCACUAUACAGACUUUGCACACACUACAUUUACUACACACACGUUGCAAUCAUUACAAACACACUACAUUUACUAAACACACUUUGCACUCACUACACACAAUCUGCAUUCACCACAAUCACACUACAUUCACUAUACACAUUUUGCAUUCACCACAAUCACACUACAUUCACUAUACACAAUUUGCAUUCACUACAAUCACACUACAUGCACUAUACAGACUUUGCACUCACUACACACACACUACAUGCACUAUACCACUAUACAGACUUUGCACCCACUACACACUACAUUCACUAUACACACUUUGCAUUCACUACAAUCACACUACAUCCACUACAAAAAUACACUCAGCAUUCACUACACACACACACUCUGCAUCUAAUCCAUGCAUACAAACAUUACAUUAAUUACACAAACGUACAAUCUGCAUCCACUAAACACACUGCAUCCAUGACACACAUUCUACAUCCACUAUACACACUGCAUCCAUGACACACAUUCUACAUCCACUAUACACACACACACACACUUCAUCCUUGAGGGCUGACUUGGGGCUGGCCCCGGCAGCCCAGAUCUUGAGCUGUGUCAGGGGCCCUAAAAUUUCUGAUGGCAGCCCUGCCCCCUAGUAUUAUGUGUCCACCAUCUAAUAGUAUCUAAUGUUAAUUGUGAAUAUAUAUUGUUAAAAUACUUGGUACAAAAUAUAUGGAUCCAAUGUUUCCUGCUCUGUCUGUGAAUGGGUUGUGUAAGCAUUACCUUCCCCAAUAUUACUUUUUUUUUUGUCGUCCCACAAUAGAAUGCUGUUGGCCACAGACAUUGCAUUGUGGGUAUGCCCAAUCACCUACAACUAGCUGCUUGCAGUUAAGAGAUAUAUAAACAAACAUUUCAUCCCAGUAUUGAUAUCAAAAUAUGAAUGUUUUGCUGUGUAAACAUGAACUGUCAACAGAUGUUUGUGAGGCCUGAAACAUAAAAUUAAAUGUAGAAAUUCCAGAAUGGCAUACCUCCAUCUUGGUUCCCUGUCUGUCCCCUGUCUGGAGGUGCAAAAAGGAAACCGUUUGUCCUCUUUCAAUGCAGUAUGUGCCUUGGCUGUGUCCGGUCUGAACCUGACUAUUCUGUCAAUUGCUAAAUCUUAAUAAACGUAAACAGGGCAUCACGUGAAAAUGGUUACCGUGGUUUAGAAGUGAUAGGUUAUUUUCAUUUUAUUCAAUGUUGUAAUUUCCAGAGACGUGUCUGUUUCACACAAAGUGCAGCACGUUUUUUUGUUGUUGUUAAUGACUCAAGAAAAGGAGCAAUUUUAUUUUCAUAAUUUAUAAUUCUAGCUUCAUAUUUCAUGGUGUAGGUGAUAGACGCUGAUAAGGACUUGGAGGAGAUGAUGCAGCACUAUGAAGACAAUCGUGGAAAGAUACUGUCAAUGUGAGACUGUACAAUGUACAGGCUUAAUGGAAGCUCACAACAAGUCAUGGCUACUAGUAAUGACAGAAAACUGAUUACCUUUUGCAUUCCAGCUUCUUUGUCCCAAAGUCUUCUCUUCCUCAUACAAAUCCACCUGGUGCUUACGACAAUGGAAAUCUUAUAAUAUCGGCUGGAUGGAUCGCUCUUUAUUAUGGAACAACUUACUUGUGUUAUUGAUUAACACGGGCCACCGUCUGUCUGGAUGAAGACACAUCUUAGAGGUUGUUCUGCACUUUAUUUAUUUGUAAAUAAUUUUUUAGUUACUAAACUCCAAAUCGUAGCAAAUUUAAAUCCGAAUGAAAUAGAAUUUAAAAUUUGGCUAGUGUUGUUUUCAAACCGAUUUGAUGUAAAUAACUGUGUGUGUGUGUGUGUGUGUGUGUGUGUGUGUGUGUGUGUGUGUGUGUAUAUAUAUAUAUAUAUAUAUAUAUAUAUAUAUAUAUAUAUAUAUAUAUAUAUAUAUAUAUAUAUAUAUGUAGAGAUGAGAUAUGUAGAAAGCCGUUCAAAACUGAUAAAAAAAACAAAACAAAUAGCCCCUGCAGUGGUAGAGACUCUAGUACUGCAGUUUGUCUGCGAAUACAUUCUGUUUAGUGGGAUAUUCUAUAGCAGGUGUAGGCAACAGUCGGCGCUCUAGCUCUUGUGGACUACAUUCCCCUGGUACUUUGUUAGCACUAUGGGAGAUGUAGUCCACAAGAUCUGGAGUGCUAAAGGUUGCUUACCUCUGUUCUAUAGCAUCCUCUCUCACGGUAGCUCUGAUCUCACUCUCCUCAUUAGCUGGCACAAAACUAAAUUCAAAUCUUAAUACAAAGUAAUGUUUCAGAGAUACGCAAGGCUCAAAUUCAUAACCUUUAAUUACUUAAACUUAUGUUUAAAUAGUGUAUAUUUCCGCUACACAUAGCUUGUUUUUAAAAUAUUCAGACGUUUAUAAUAGAAGUUAGCAAAAAAACACUUGCGUGGUGAGAGCCAAUUUGGAGUUUAUUUUUUUUAAGCAGUAAAUUUGCUUAAUGAAAAUUUGAAUCUACGCAUGAAGUAGCAAAGUUGAGAACAGAACUGAGUUAUCCUAUAGCUUUAAUUUAGCAGACUCGCUACAAUUCAUGGUUUAUUAACCAAAAUCCUAUCCGGGUUAUUCAAUAUUAAAUUGUCAGCAAUUUAAAGCAAAUUCUAAGUUUUGGUAAGAAUAGAUUAAAACAGAAAUCAUAGCCAAUUUGGAGAAUUUUUUCUUUAUUUUUAUAUUGUCCUUCAAUGUGAAAUCCACUUUGAAUUCCUGACAAAACACAUUUUACUGAAUAACCAUGUCCGUAAUUAUGGCUAGUGAGCAGAGAUCCCCUCUUUCAACACAAUGCAUUGCAUUAAAAAAUAAUAAUCUGUGGAUCCACUUGUAACCCAUAUUCAACAGUUUGUGUCAUGAGUCAAUGCGGGUCUACAAAUGUUAACUUAGUAUGAGAAAUUAUCUGAUGGUUUUUGUAGUAAUACAGAAUAGGUUUAAACUAUGUAAAAUAAGUGGUGAUAUAGAAGAAGGCAUGUCUGCCGGCACUGACCAGUAAGAAACUAGGGAUAGGCAACCUUCGGCACUCCAGAUGUUGUGGACUACAUCCUCCAUAAUGCUCUUACACCCAUAAUGCUGGCAAAGCAUCAUGGGAAGUGUAGUCCAAAACAUCUGGAGUGCCAAAGGUUGCCUAUGCCUGAACUAGGAUAUGGCAUGGCAGUAAUACAAUUAGUCAGAAACCUUGUACAAAGAUUCCGCCUGAAAGCUCUGUCCUUCUUUCGUGGAGGGUGCUCCGUGCAGAAGGUGGACAACGCUGAAUCCACCAGUAGGCUCACAGAAGUAGAAGAAACACAGGCAACACUCCAGGAUCAGGAAGGUAAGUUUAUUUCUUGAUACAGCAACUCCUAAAGUGCAUGAUUAAGGCUCUGUUGAGAUGAAACUUUGCACUUUAUGAGGUGGUGUAUCCAGAAAUAAACUUACCUUCUUGAUCCUGGAGUGUUGUCUGUGUUCUUCUACUUCUGUGAGCCUACUGGUGGAUUCAGCAUUGUCCACCUCCCGCACGGAGCAUCUCCACGACAGAAGGCCGGAGUGUUGUUCUACUUCUGUGAGUAAUACUAUCUGUGUUACUGCUGAUGCCGCUAGCUAAAAAAAAUGCAUUCCAGCAUGGCAAGGACCACUGGCAACCAGAGCAGAAUGUUGAUGACACACUCUGUGCUUGGCGAUUCCAGGACCUUUGAACCAAUGAAAACCUUUAGUGUUUAAAGUGACAUACAUCACUUUGAGACAUCUGUCUCAAUCUGCAGACUGAAAUAAGAUGGUUAAUAAGAUUCCCCUCCUCCCCUCCCCCUUUUCAUAUUUACCCGUUUCUUCUUUCUUAUGCUUUCCAUUUUCUUUUUCUUAUGAGGGGAGGGGGAUGAUGAGUAAGAGGGUGGUUGAAGAAAUUCUCCUAGUUGAGAAGUUUACUGUGUUUGUGCUAUAUUUAAUGGGACAUUGCAGAAAGAAACUGGGCCAAUGGAACUGAGACCAAAAAAAUUCAGCAAAUUGGGAUUCAGGACAAUUGAAUAGUUAAAGGACCACUAUUGUGCCAGGAAAACAAACUUGUUUUCCUGGCACUAUGAGGUCUUUGGGUCUCCCCCUCCCCCCCCCACCCCUAGGGUCCCACUCCCACCAGGCUGGAGGGGGAGGAAGGGGUUUAAUUCUUACCUUUCUCCUUGGUGCUAGGGACUCUCCUCCCUCUUCUAAGUCAUCCGCCGAAUGCGCAUGCACGGCAAAGGCCAUGCGCGCAUUCAAUCAGUCCAUAGGAAAGCAUUUCUCAUGCUUUUUCUGUGGGCGGCAGCGUCUUCUCACUGUGAAAAUCACAGUGGGAAGCGCCUCUAGCGGCUGUCAAUGAGACAGCCACUAGAGGCUGGAUUAACCCUAAUGUAAACAUAGCAGUUUCACUGAAACUGCUAUGUUUACAGCUGCAGGGUUAACCCUAGAUGGACCUGGCACCCAGACCACUUCAUUGAGCUGAAGUGGUCUGGGUGCCUAUAGUGGUCCUUUAAAAUGUUCAAUGUUACAAGACAAGAUAUCUCUGACAAGAUAAGAAAUUUAAUUUAACAUUUUCAUGCAUAACAACCAGUUCUGGCAGAAUACAAAGGUUUUUUCCCAUCCCCUUGCCAUGAAAGGGUUAAGGGUACAAGUGGGUUUCAUGAUGGCAUUUUGUUAAUGAAUGUUGUUUUUGUGCUGGAUCAUAAUGUUUAACUUAUCUAAAAUGUAUACCAUGUCAAAACUAUUUUUAUAUCAUGUUAUGUUUGUAUGUUAAUAACAUACAGCUGUUGUAAUAAACAGUAUUUUUGUGGAUUGUGUAAUAUUUUCUUGUGGGUGGAAAAGCUGUGAUUCGAUAUGCAAGGACUUUUUCCUCUUAAACGGCAAAUAAUCCGUAAUGAAAAGCCUAAUGGUG